AUGGGGAAUUUGAAGGGCGGCAAUGAUCCCUCCUCUGCGGCUCAGCUGGCUUACUUUCAUGGGACGCAGUCUAAAAUCAGGAUCCUCGAGAACGUGCAAACAGGUGAAAUUGGGAGUCUCACUGAAGCUGUCCACGAGGAAGACUGGCAUGUGAGAAAGAUUCUCACAGUGCCCAGCGACACAGGGUUCAAAUGCUGUUCGCGUAAGCGACAAUGGCAUCUUGCCGUGCACAAAGACUGGGGCCAGUUCGUGGAAGAGCCGGCCGACAUGUAUGCGCAGCUGGUGGAAUCGUUGACGUGUUUACAGGUAGAUAUCAGCCAAGCAUUCUGGAUGACCGAUCCUAAAGAGCUGCUUACGGAGAAGAAGUUGGUCAAGAAGAGGUGUAAAAAGGAUGAUUCUUUUCACGACACCUUGACCAAAUGGGAACAGCAGAACCUUAUGAAGUAUGAGGAGCUUUACAUCAAGAAGUAUGGCCACAAGGAACAUCGUCAGUCCAAAAAAGAGGAAGUCUCUGAGGAAGCUGCCUGUGAGCAAGAUUUCGACCGCAUCAUUGGCAUCACCAAUGCCUUUGCCAGAUUGGAGCGGGAGCAUGUAGGAAGCCCCAGUGGUGAGAGUUCUCGACCAAUGCGUAGACGGUGGCUUGCAGCUGCUGAGAAAGCAGCGCUGCUGGGCUUUCCGAUACUGCAGUCAACUUGCAACAGCUACGGUUGUCAACGGCUGCAAUGGGAGGAGUUGAGCAACCCGCACGGCGCUCUGGGGAAUUCCAUGCACGUUCCAAAUGCAGCUGCGGUCAUUUUGAGCACCCUUCUCUCUGUGCAGCUGUGCCGAACUCAGAUCAGCAUUUCCUAA
Messenger RNA from Cladocopium goreaui, 849 nucleotides. NCBI's taxonomy places the organism in Eukaryota, Dinophyceae, Suessiales, Symbiodiniaceae. The record is from the annotation of a GenBank genome assembly.